CAGAAUUUCUGUUGAUUUCAAGCAGCGGCGCCCGGCGCAGAUAUAUGACGUGUCUUUUUCAAUUUUUCAAGCAUAUUUUUGAAAAUAAAGUCAAAAUUGAUUAUAAAAUUAUGGCCCCUAAAGAAAGUGAUACCAAAGGAAAGGAGGAAAAGCAACCAGUAAAAAUUAAUAAAUGGGACAGUUCUGCAGUGAAGAAUUCUUUGGAUGAUGCAGUUAAGGAAGUGCUAACAAAAAAAUAUAAUUAUGUUGAAAAUUUUGCACUUAUGGAUGGAAGGCUUGUGAUUUGUAGUAUAGCAGUAGGGGUAGCAAUGUUUGCUCUGCUUUGGGAUUAUUUGUAUCCUUUUCCUCAGUCAAGGCCAGUUUUGAUAUUUAGUGUACUAACAUAUUUCUUUAUGAUGGGUGUUUUAACACUUUAUCAGUCAUAUAAGGAGAAAGGUAUUUUUGCUGUUUGUGUACAGAAGGAAGGAGCAAGGAAAGGAACUGUUUGGGAAGCAAGUUCUUUUAUGUCUAAAUACGAUGAUAUUUAUGAACUUCAUUUAUCAGUAAAAGAUCCAAAGUCGAAGGCAGCAGCUCGAGAAGCAAAAUCAAAAAAGAGUUGUGCCAAUUUUAUAGAUGUUAAUGGUUUUGUCUGUCGUGAUAUACUAGAAAAUGAAGUUUCUAGACUGCACAACUCCCUCCUCAGUGAACGAAAGGAUAAAUAGCAUUUCAAAAUUUAUCUAAAUAUACCUAUCUAAUUCCAUUUAUUGUUAAGUGACUUUUUAUAAGACUAAUUUAUUUUUCUUUUUUCGAACAGUGAAUGAAUAUUUAAAAUGAUA
Sitophilus oryzae (rice weevil) is the source of this 815-nucleotide messenger RNA. It is a transcript of the gene Spase25, whose product is annotated as probable signal peptidase complex subunit 2. Gene Ontology annotation, biological process: protein targeting to ER. Lineage: Eukaryota; Metazoa; Arthropoda; Insecta; Coleoptera; Curculionidae. The transcript is spliced from 4 exons. Gene Ontology annotation, cellular component: membrane; signal peptidase complex. The record is from RefSeq and is a predicted model, not a curated record. Bases 45 to 701 code for a protein of 218 amino acids.